Notolabrus celidotus (New Zealand spotty) is the source of this 2405-nucleotide messenger RNA. Its product is annotated as piggyBac transposable element-derived protein 4-like. Lineage: Eukaryota; Metazoa; Chordata; Actinopteri; Labriformes; Labridae. The record is from RefSeq and is a predicted model, not a curated record. The transcript has 3 exons. The coding region runs from base 443 to 2110 and encodes 555 amino acids.
AGCGAAGUCUGGCUCAACAUCUUUUUACAGUCUAUGCUCAACAUGCUGCAUGACAGAUCGGACAGAACAGUCAUACUACAUACUAAAUUCAAAUGCAGUAUGUAGUAGGCAAUACCUACUGCCUACUACAUUAGUAAGUAGUAUGUAGCAGGCCGUUUCGGAAACAGCCUAUGGCCCCAGCGAAUAGACCAUUUCUGUUGUCCUCGGUCGGUCAGCGAUCAGUUCGAGGGGGUAGUUGGCGUUAACUGAUGCAAAAACAAUCAAAGCGAUACUGGAAGGUUUCAUCCGUGCAGCUUUGAUCACCACGUUUACUGUUUUCGAGCAGGCUCCUCGUGCGAUCCGCUGCAUCCCUCCCUCUUUCUUCGAAGGUGCUGCAGCAGAAACAUCAAUAAGUACAUGCAGCUUGGAUAACUACUAAAAAGAAAGAGCUCUACUUCCGCUUAUGAUGGAUUCAUCACCGGUAAGAGAUGAAACAGCAGAGGAAACGGAGGAUGAAGAAAUUGAGGAGGCGUCAGACAUAGAUGAUGAUGCUGAGGAUGCGGAAUUCAAGAUUAAUUCUGACACAUCAGACUCCGACAGCAUGGAAGAGAUGGAGGAGCAGGAGGGGACAGAUGAGACUGAAGACUGGAUUUCCAAGAGUGGGCUUUCCUGGUCCCCUUCUCAUGAGGAGACAUUGGAGUACUUCCCUGCGCCCACUGGUCUGGCCCCAGGGCCAACUCGCUACGCCAUUUCUCAGAUCAGCACCCUCAAAUCCGCCUUUGACCUGUUUCUGACGGAUGAUAUGCUGCAGCUCGUACUCAAAAGGACAAACCUACAUGGAAGAGAGUUCACCAAGGGUUGGAAGGACAUUGAUCUCGUAGACCUUGAAGCAUACAUCGGAUUGCUCCUCCUCGCCGGUGUGUACCGCUCCCGCAGUGAAAACGUGAAAAGCCUGUGGGAUGACCAAACCGGGCGAGCAAUCUUCCGGGCCACAAUGUCAUGCGGUAUGUUCAGCCUCAUCGGGCAAAACAUUCGAUUUGAUCGCAAGGCUGAGAGGGCAGAGAAGAGCGACGACAAGUUGGCUGCUAUUCGGGAGCUAUGGGACCAGUGGACCGAUCGCCUCCCAUUGCUUUUCAACCCCAGCCGUGACAUCUGUAUAGAUGAGCAACUUGUGCCUUUCAAAGGCCACUGCAGGUUUCGACAGUACAUGCCAAAAAAGCCAGGCAAAUAUGGCAUUAAAAUCUGGGUGGCCUGCGAUGUUCCAACAAAUUACGUCUGGAGGAUGCAGGUGUAUUUGGGCAAAGCGGCCGGAGACGCACCUGAGGUUGGCCAAGGGAAGCGGGUGGUCAUAGACUUGACCAAGGGGCUCCGGGGCCACACCGUCACCUGUGAUAAUUUUUUCACAUCACACGCCCUGGCUCAGGAGCUGCUGAAAAGGAAAAUGGCCCUUGUCGGGACCAUCCGAAGCAACAAGCCGGAGCUUCCCCCACAACUGCUCCGGAUUAAGAAGCGUGCAGUCUUGUCCUCCCUCUUUGCCUUUACCAAGAACACCACUUUUGUGUCCUACGUCCCCAAGCGGGGGAAAAAUGUGACCCUGCUCAGCACUAAGCAUCGGAGGCCAGUGGUAAACAGAGAUGACAAGAAAAAGCCGGAGAUCAUCACUGACUACAACAGCUGUAAGGGGGCUGUCGACACCCUGGAUAAGCUUGUCGGCACAUACAGCUGCCACAGGAAGACCCGUCGUUGGCCGCUUGCGAUGUUUUUCAACAUCCUUGAUGUCUCCGCAUGCAACGCAUAUGUGCUGUGGACUGCAGUGGAUCCUACAUGGUUUAAAACUAAAAGUGUCAGGAGAAGGGUGUUUCUUGAAGAGCUGGGGAAAUCUCUUGUGAACCCUCAGAUCGCCCGGAGAACAACCGUUCCCCGCUCACCAUUUGCUGCUGCUAUAGUGAAAGCUGCCAGGACAGUGCCAGAAACAGAUGACAGUGGCCCAGAAGGACCCAGCCCAAAAAAGAGGAAGGUGUGCUUUUGUUGCAUCAAAAAGAAAAGAAAAGUUUACAACGUCUGCUGCAAAUGUGAGAAGCACAUCUGCAGGGAGCACAUGUCCACUAUUUGCCUCUCCUGCUGCCCCUGAACAGCUUCUCACACAUCGAUACAUGUCCACAGACAAAUAUAUAAGAUUAGAUAAGACUGUAUUGAUCCCCAGGGGGAAAUCUGGUUGAUGCAGCAACACAGAUAUAGUAGCAUGUAGUAGUAGUACAAGAAUUAGUGAAGAAAAAAAAAAGUAGAAAAAAAGCUCACACACAUAUAUAUACACAUAUAUACACACUCCUUUUCUGUCUUGCUCUACCUCUUUGUCUUUUACUCACUAAGUUUAGUUUAAGUUGAAAAUUUUGAAAUGUGUUGAAUAAAAAAUAUUCUUUAUCAAA